CGAAUCUCUCCCCUCUUGCCUCUCUUUUAUCUUUCUCCGUCUCUUCCCUAUCAUAUCCAACCACACUGUAAGAGUACCGGUUCCAUCUCCUUAAAUUCUGGUCUCCCCGUGUUUUCUCUCCUGAACGGACAACUCGGAAAAGUAAAACAAUAACAAAAACAAAAGUUGUCAAAUGAUGAUUAUCCUUUCGUAGGAUUCAUUUGAACUACUACACUUUUAGUACAGCACCAGAGCACACCCACAAAGAAAUACACACAAGUCGAUCAACUCUUUUUAUCCUUCUCCCCUCCUCGCAACUAAGGCAAGAUGGGUAUGGAAUUUGUUUUCAUAAACGUCAAGGAGCCGAAGGAUGCUCUUCAACUCGCUAAGGAGCCUGAAAUUCGAUCCCACGUGGCUCGGUAUCAGUGGAAGCAAGCUGAGAACCGCCCAUCCCUCAAGCGAAAAAGAAACGCAGUGGUAUCGAUCUGCAUGGGAGCAGACUGUUGUCCAGCCUGGCAACCCCGAAGCGACUCAGAAACCGAUUUCCAUGACAGUUCGGGCCACUCCUCCACUCUCCCUUUCCCGUUUCAAUUAGGGGGACUUCGAGUCGAUCCUUUUCGAUCCUACCCGAUCGACUUCAGACCAUUCGUGCCAGUUCUUGUGGAUCACUAUCUGAUGGACAUGGCUGUGGAUAUCCCCGAGCUCGAUCUACCAGGGAACAAGGGCCUCUUGAGAACAAGUUGGUUUCCUCUGGUUAUGAGUGAGCCUGCGCUGUUCCUAGUCAUCAUGCUGCUCGCAGCAUCCCAUUAUGCAUCUCUGAACGAGCACACAGCGGAUAUGAAGAUAAACCUCCUCAGCCUCCGUUGUGAAGCGGUACAAGCCAUCAACGACUCCUUAAAGUAUCAGCGACCGGACCGGGUAAGUGAUGCGCUGGUAGGUGCUAUAGCGAAGAUGGGAAGUUAUGAAGCGAUGUUCGGGAACAUAGAUAAUUAUAGCGUGCACAUGAAGGGCCUCACUCGAGCCGUCGGACUACGAGGCGGUCUAACAGCACUCGGUCUGAACGGCUUGCUCCGGCGAAUUGUGGUCUGGAUUGACCGCAACGCUGCCUUCCUGCACGGAUCGACGCUGUAUUUCCCUGGCGCUACCUUCGUGCCGGGUCAGGCUCUCCCCGAUCCGAAUCCUGGUCAUUUUCUAGCAUCUUCGUGAUUGAGUAUAGGGCUGGGAUAUACCUCUGUAUAUAUGUAUGUGUAUAAUAUAGCGUGGGAUAGCUCGGGCAUCUGGAGUUAAUGAAAUUUGUCAUUUUGAACAAUGCAACGUGUCUUUGAGCCCGGAAUCAUUUCUGAAUUGGGAUAUCACUCGUGGACGGACCACACUCUAUUCGGUUAAACGUCGAUGAUCAAUCAGAUUGUAUGCCUCAACGAUCGCGUAACCGACCCAUGAGGGAA
Molecule: messenger RNA, 1424 nt
Organism: Aspergillus alliaceus
Lineage: Eukaryota; Fungi; Ascomycota; Eurotiomycetes; Eurotiales; Aspergillaceae
Exons: 2
Coding region: 307-1185 (292 amino acids)
Source: RefSeq, a predicted model, not a curated record